Molecule: messenger RNA, 1713 nt
Organism: Phacochoerus africanus (Common warthog)
Lineage: Eukaryota; Metazoa; Chordata; Mammalia; Artiodactyla; Suidae
Gene: DOK5
Product: docking protein 5
Exons: 8
Coding region: 381-1301 (306 amino acids)
Biological process (GO): positive regulation of MAPK cascade; cell surface receptor protein tyrosine kinase signaling pathway
Cellular component (GO): cytoplasm
Source: RefSeq, a predicted model, not a curated record
UCUUCUUCCUCCUCCUCCUUCUCCUCCCGGGCCCCCGGGAGGAGGCUGGUCAGGAUCCCUGAGCAGCCGCCGCUCCUCCUCCUGGCAGGCUGGCAGAUGAGUCAGCUGACGCCGGCGCUCCAGCCUCGCCUCGCGGCGCUGCGCGCUCUCUGCGCUCCCCCAAAGUGGCUGCAAGCCGGCCGCCCACUUUCAGGCUUUGGGGGACGCAGAAAGUGAUGUGCGCCUUCUGAAGCCCCACCGGGGCCGCCGCGGUCGCCGCUUCACCUCGUCCACUUUCUCCUCCCCCACCCCAAAGCCUUCUCUCGCCCCUGCCCUCCGCCCUCCCCUGCAGCCGCUUAGGGUGCGUGCGCUUGGGUGAGGGGGGUCACCGGCUGUCCGGGAUGGCUUCCAAUUUUAAUGACAUAGUGAAGCAAGGGUACGUGAGGAUCCGGAGCAGACGCCUAGGGAUUUAUCAGCGAUGUUGGUUAGUAUUCAAGAAGGCUUCCAGCAAAGGUCCGAAAAGACUGGAGAAAUUUUCUGACGAGCGUGCUGCAUAUUUUAGGUGUUAUCAUAAGGUUACAGAGCUCAACAAUGUGAAGAAUGUAGCCCGGUUGCCAAAGAGCACCAAGAAACACGCCGUAGGGAUUUAUUUCAAUGACGAUACCUCCAAGACCUUUGCUUGUGACUCAGAUCUUGAGGCUGAUGAGUGGUGCAAAGUGCUCCAGAUGGAAUGUGUAGGAACACGAAUCAAUGACAUCAGCCUCGGAGAACCCGACUUAUUGGCUACUGGGGUGGAGAGAGAACAGAGUGAGAGAUUCAAUGUGUAUUUGAUGCCAUCCCCUAACUUAGAUGUACAUGGCGAAUGUGCCUUGCAGAUUACAUAUGAGCACAUCUGUCUUUGGGACGUCCAGAAUCCCAGAGUCAAACUCAUCUCUUGGCCGCUAAGCGCCCUGCGGCGGUAUGGACGAGAUGCUGCUUGGUUCACUUUUGAGGCAGGGAGGAUGUGUGAGACUGGUGAGGGGCUGUUUAUCUUUCAAACGCGAGACGGGGAGGCCAUCUACCAGAAGGUCCACUCUGCUGCCUUGGCCAUAGCUGAGCAGCACGAGCGCUUGCUGCAGAGCGUGAAAAAUUCAAUGCUGCAGAUGAAGAUGAGCGAGCGGGCCGCCUCGCUGAGCACCAUGGUGCCACUGCCCCGCAGCGCCUACUGGCAGCACAUCACGCGGCAGCACAGCACCGGGCAGCUCUACCGCCUGCAGGAUGUCACCAGCCCUCUGAAGCUUCAUCGAACAGAGACUUUUCCCACCUACCCAUCUGAGCACUGACUGAACUGGCCAGAGUUGUGACACGCUUGAGAUGUGUCGGCCACAGAUCCACCCGGGAGGUCGAAGGACGACCCCGAGGGAAGCGAUGCAGAUGCUCCCCGUCCUGGCCAAGUGUGUGGUCCUUGGGAAAUUGCAAUACUCUCUUUGUCUUCUUCUUUCCUCCCCGCCCCCCUUUUCAUAAACAAAAAACCCUUAGCUUAAUUGAAACCUGCUCUAUAGAUAACGACACUUGGUUCCCUCUUCUUCGACAGCUGGACAGAAAGGAGGUGAUGCCGCAAAAUGUUUUUCUAUUGUCGGUAUCCCUGUCCUUUGCGCUUCUCUGACUCUGUCCUUUUGCGGAUUCUUGUGAUUUUUCUGAGUGUUUCCAUUGUAUGACCGUCCUGACAAUAAAAUGGCUCUUCAUUAUUGGUUA